Molecule: messenger RNA, 1057 nt
Organism: Anopheles darlingi
Lineage: Eukaryota; Metazoa; Arthropoda; Insecta; Diptera; Culicidae
Product: putative glutathione-specific gamma-glutamylcyclotransferase 2
Exons: 2
Coding region: 142-876 (244 amino acids)
Biological process (GO): glutathione catabolic process
Cellular component (GO): cytoplasm
Molecular function (GO): glutathione specific gamma-glutamylcyclotransferase activity; gamma-glutamylcyclotransferase activity
Source: RefSeq, a predicted model, not a curated record
AGGAUGCUUUGGGUUUUACCAAAACAAAAGAUUUUACGAGAACUUCGCGGAGAAAAACGCUUUUCUUUUCCGUAUUUCGUCUGAUUGGUGUACGCGUCCAUUCCCAAAUUAUUGUUUCGAAAUUAUUUGCACGUAUCCUAUAUGGUCGGAGCAGUUGAAAUGGUGUGCAAAGGAACUUUGGAGAAAGACAAAGGACUGGUACCACAGCAAAACCAACCUGAGGAAGAGAUGGACCAGGAGGAUAUUUGGAUUUUUGGGUAUGGAUCUCUGGUGUGGAAGGCGGACUUUCCGUUCAAGGAAAAGCGGACGGGUUACAUAAAGGGUUUCCUGCGUCGGUUCUAUCAGAACAGCAUUGAUCACCGUGGCACACUUGAAAGACCUGGCAGGGUGGUCACACUGAUUCACUCGGAAAAUUCCGAAUCUCGUGUGUGGGGCAUGGGCUAUCGGAUCGCGGCCAAUGAAAAGGCAGAAGUACUGCAGCAUCUUGAUCACCGGGAAAAGAAUGGGUACGAGCGACAUCGGGUCCAAUUUUACCCUUACCCAUGGAGUGCGGAGCAGCUGAAUGAUCCGCAGCCGAUUCUGUUGUACGUGGCAACGCACGAUAAUCCUUCGUUUGCCGGUCUCAACGAUACGCUCGAAGAGAUCGCCGAGCAAGCGCUGGGGGCAGCUGGCCAAAGUGGACGCAAUCCGGAGUAUAUUUACAAGCUGGCGGAAGCAAUGCGCCAGCUGUACCCGGGAGAACAGGACGAACAUCUGUUCGAGCUUGAAAAGCUGCUUCUUAGCCGUGAUCCCGUGAUGCUGGAGCGCAACAAGCAGGAACCAGGAGUCGCGAACGAAGGCGACGCAAACCGAUCGGAACAGUGCAAAGAGGGUUAGUCACUACCGAAGGUGUGCUGCUGGCGGCACAGUGGACGCCGAAUUGUUUGCUUCUUGAAGCAGUAUAGUCUACGAGACGGUAAAUCGUGAUUUUGUCUACAUUUGCUAGUUUUGUUUUUAUUUUACUUUUUUGUGUGAAGAUUCGGAAGUAAGCGAUAGUAAAUUUUAUAUUGAUUCAGCA